CUUUUUACCUUUAUACCAUUUUUUUUUUAAAAAAAAUUUGUAAGUAGUAAAUAACUAAAUAUUACUAAAUUAGAGACCAAAUUGGUCCCUGAGUCAGUAAUUGACGGCAUUGAAAGUAGUUAAAAGUAGGUCAAAAGGUAAAAUAUAGUACUAUAAGAAGUUGCGUAAUUAACUAUUUGGCUGACCAAGACAAACCUAAUUCGCGCAGAAGUACACACCUUUGUCAUCAAAACAGAGUUUCAAUUCAAUACCAGUAGUGUAUUGUAUUGUAUCGCCUCUCUUCAAAGUCAAAUCAAAACUAUUCUCCAUUAACCCAAACCAAACCACACCGAUAACAACUGCAUUUAAAAUUCUCAACUACUUUCAAUUUAUAACAACUUCUUCUUCUUCUUCUUCUUCUUCUUCUUCUUCUUCUUCGAUCGGAACAGUUAGUUACAACACAGAGCGCCAUGGCUGAACAGAAGAGAUUCAUCAUUGAAGUCGAAAAAGCAAAAGAAGCAACUCAAGAUACACCUUCAAGAGGACCUGCUUACCGUAGCAUCUUUGCGAAAGAUGGAUUUCCCGCUCCUAUUCAAGGUCUUGAUAGUUGCUGGGAUGUUUUUCGAUUGUCUGUUGAGAAGUAUCCAAAUAAUCCUAUGCUUGGUACCCGAGAGAUUGUGGAUGGGAAGCAUGGCAAGUACAAGUGGCUAACUUACAAAGAAGUAUAUGACAUGGUGAUCAAAGUCGGAAAUUCCAUCCGCAGCUGUGGUUAUGGAGAAGGUGUAAAAUGUGGUAUUUAUGGUGCCAAUUCUGCAGAGUGGAUUAUGAGCAUGGAGGCUUGCAAUGCUCAUGGACUUCUUUGUGUUCCUUUAUAUGAUACCUUAGGUUUUGGAGCCAUAGAAUUUAUUAUAUCCCAUGCAGAGGUCUCAAUUGCAUUUGCAGAAGAAAAAAAGAUACCUGAGCUGUUGAAGACAUUUCCUAAUGCUACCAAAUAUCUCAAGACCAUUGUGAGCUUCGGAAAGGUUACCCCUGAACAAAAGCAAGAAGUUGAAAAGUUUGGGUUGACAAUAUAUUCAUGGAGUGAAUUUUUACAAUUGGGUGAAAGUCAGAGUUUUGAUCUACCUACAAAGCAAAGAAGUGAUAUCUGUACAAUAAUGUAUACUAGUGGAACUACUGGUGACCCCAAGGGAGUAUUGAUAUCCAAUGAGAGUAUUAUUACCCUCUUAGCUGGGGUUAAGCGGCUGUUGGAGAGUGUCAAUGAAAAAUUGGUUGUGAAAGAUGUGUACUUAUCAUACCUUCCUCUCGCACAUAUCUUUGAUAGGGUCAUUGAGGAGACAUUUAUAUGGCAUGGUGCCUCGAUAGGCUUCUGGCGUGGGGAUGUUAAACUGUUAAUUGAAGACCUUGGUGAGCUGAAACCAACUAUUUUCUGUGCUGUACCCCGUGUACUUGAUAGAGUGUACACAGGUUUGACACAGAAAAUAUCUUCUGGAGGCUUCCUGAAGAAGACAUUAUUCAACUUUGCUUUUUCAUAUAAGUUGAAUAACAUGAAGAAAGGGAAAAAGCAUGACGCAGCAUCUCCACUUCUUGACAAAGUUGUGUUUGAUAAGGUGAAGCAAGGUUUAGGGGGUCAUGUACGUCUUAUUUUGUCUGGAGCAGCACCUCUAUCUAUGCAUGUGGAAAAUUACUUACGGGUGGUGACUUGUUCUCAUGUCCUACAAGGAUAUGGUCUGACCGAAACCUGUGCGGGAACCUUUGUCUCAUUACCUAAUGAACUAGACAUGCUGGGAACGGUGGGUCCUCCUGUACCCAAUGUGGAUGCGUGCCUGGAAUCUGUUCCUGAAAUGGGUUAUGAUGCCCUUGCAAGCACACCAAGAGGAGAAAUUUGUGUAAAGGGUGAUACCUUGUUUUCAGGAUACUACAAGCGUGAAGACCUCACAAAAGAGGUUCUAAUUGAUGGAUGGUUCCAUACAGGGGAUAUUGGAGAGUGGCAACCUAAUGGAGGCAUGAAGAUUAUUGACCGGAAGAAGAAUAUAUUCAAGCUUUCACAAGGAGAAUAUGUUGCCGUUGAAAACCUGGAAAAUAUUUUUAGCCAAGUUCCUUCUAUUGAAUCUAUAUGGGUUUACGGAAACAGUUUUGAGGCCUUCCUUGUUGCUGUUGUUACCCCCAGCAAGCAGGCACUUGAACAUUGGGCAGAAGAAAAUGGUAUAUCCACGGACUUCAAUUCUCUCUGUGAAGAUUCUAGGGCAAAAAGUUACAUACUUGAAGAGCUCUCAAAGAUUGGAAAGGAAAAGAAGUUGAAAGGAUUUGAAUUUAUAAAAGCAGUUCAUCUUGAUCCAGUUCCAUUAGAUAUGGAACGUGACCUUAUCACUCCAACAUAUAAGAAGAAGAGGCCUCAGUUGCUUAAAUAUUAUCAGAAUGUGAUUGAUAACAUGUACAAAAGUGGAACUAAACCCCGUGCCUGAGAAAUGCUUUUGGUGUUGGUGCCAUGCCAUGUAGAUAAUUUAUUUUCUGCAUGUGAUUGUUCUUGCCUCUGUUCAAUUGUUCCUUUUAGUGACUGUCUGUACAUAUCAUUAUGGAGAGACGGUAGAUUAUACGCCACACUCAACCGUUGAAGAUAUGAUAAUACAAAGUUUAAACAAAUUGUUGGCUCGACCUGUGACAACAAAAUACUAUUCCAUCCCUUAUCGAAUUACACCAUGGUGUAGAUCUUGUAUUUUACCUAGAGAUGUUUUCAAAGAUUUAUACAAUAAACUCUAAUUGUUUCAUUUAAUGUUUCUAGUUCAUUUGUUAGACUGUUACUUUUUUCGUAUUAAUUAAUUAUUUUGAACUGAAUAGCAACUCUUGAAAGAUCACGAAUGAGAAGCAGUUCUGAAUCCUCCCAUUCAUA
This is a messenger RNA of Trifolium pratense (red clover), 2866 nucleotides long. Its product is annotated as long chain acyl-CoA synthetase 4-like. Gene Ontology annotation, molecular function: long-chain fatty acid-CoA ligase activity. Gene Ontology annotation, biological process: fatty acid metabolic process. The record is from RefSeq and is a predicted model, not a curated record. The transcript has 19 exons. Gene Ontology annotation, cellular component: endoplasmic reticulum; membrane. Bases 450 to 2441 code for a protein of 663 amino acids. Lineage: Eukaryota; Viridiplantae; Streptophyta; Magnoliopsida; Fabales; Fabaceae.